AUGUCUGGCAUCAUUAUUGAAGAAAUUGACCAAGAUACUGUUCAUUUUUCAUUUACUAAUGGCUCAUUGAAGGUACUCAUACAUAAUGGUGAUUUAAGUCGAGAGCCAUGCGAUGCUGUUGUCAAUCCUACAAAUGAAUCCAUGGUGCCCGAUGGAGGAUUAGAUGCUCUUAUACAUCAACAGAUGGGCCAAUUUUUUACAGAUCAAGUCGUUGCAAUUCAUAAAGAAAUGAACAAUCAAUCGUGUCCAGUUGGACAAUCGCGGAUUUUUAUUGCAAAAUUUAAUUGUGCAGAACAUGAACCACGCUUCGUCAUUAGUACUGUAGGUCCAGUUUAUCAAGAAUCAGAGAAAGAACGUGCCGCUUUUCUACUACAAUCAUGUUAUUAUACAUCGUUAGCACUUGCUAAUAUUUAUCAACUAGCUUCCAUAGCUUAUCCUGCAAUAUCUUGUGGAGCCAAUCAUUUUCCUGUACACGAAGCCGCCCGUGUAGCUAUCGAUUCUAUAAGACGAUUUUCAUUCAAUGUAAAAGAAGUUCGAUUUGUUUUGUAUGAUCGUUCGACAUUCGAUAUUUUCAUUCGAGAAUGGACCGAUUAUGCGCAACAAGUAAAUAAAGAGGCAAAUAUUGGUGACCACAUUACUGAUGUCAUAAGUGAGUCACCUAAAACGUCCGCCAGUAAACCACCUGUGCCACCUAAACCAACAACUCGCUUUUGUGUACUCUGUAAACAAAACAUGUUGCCUACUGGUCGAACGAUUUUAUGUCUUGCUUGUUCACAAUUGGCACGUGCACAAGUAUUUAAAAUGUUUUUAUCAAACUUACGUACGGCUAGUGAAAAUUCCUAUAAUGAUCUUGUGAAAGAAUGCCAAUUAUUACAAACAGUUUUAACUCUAUAUCCACUCACCUAUACUCCAGUUCAAGUAUUUGAUCAAGUUGCUCAUAUGCGUGAUCAGGUUGCUGAACAUUACAUACAUCAAUAUUGUAGUACAUUAUUUCGUAACUUUAUUCCGAUUUCAAUUGCUGGCGAUGGAAAUUGUUUUUACAAUUCUUUUGUUCAAUUAGGAGGAGUAGGUUCAACGACGGAUGGGUCUCCUUUGACGUCAAUUGAACUUCGAGCCAGAAAUGUUGUCGAACUUGUUCUAAAUAUAGAUGAUUAUAAAUCUCAAUAUGAUCGUCUCUUGUCCAUUCUUGACAAUUUUGAAGAAUACGCAAGAAAAGAAAUGGUUCAUGAUACGAAUUAUGUUGGCAUUUGGGAUCUACUCAGCAUACCAUCUGUUUUAAAUAUUCAUUUAAUUGCUGCUUAUCCAAAAGUCAAUGGGAAUGAGGAUUUAAAUGUUCAGUUGUUAAAUGAGUCAAUGUUUCCACCAUUGAACGAAGGGAAUGAUAGCCAAAAUCAAGCGAAAAAAUCAGAAAUACCGCCGACAUACAAAGAAGUUAGAUUACUUUUUUCCCAUGCGAACAGACCCUUUGCUGGUCGGUUGCAAGCGAAACAAAUGUGGUCACCUAAUCAUUUUGUUCCUCUGCUUAAUAUGAGAUAA
Rotaria socialis is the source of this 1536-nucleotide messenger RNA. The record is from the annotation of a GenBank genome assembly. Lineage: Eukaryota; Metazoa; Rotifera; Eurotatoria; Philodinida; Philodinidae.